AUGGAUCAUGUAGAGAAGUACGUUAAGAAAAAAAAAUAUAGUGAGGAGUUUUUACGGUAUGGAUUUACCUCAAUAAUUACAGCAGGAAUUGAGAAACUGCAAUAUGUUAUUUGUUGUGAAGUUCUAUCAGCCGAAUCUAUGAAGCUGAACAAACUAAAACGCCAUUUUGAUAGCAAGCAUCCGAGCUUUGCUGGCAAGGAUACCAACUAUUUUAGAAGCAAAGCUGAUAUACUCAAAAAAGCCAGAUUUGACACUGGUGACAAGUACCACAAACAAAAUGUAGCAGCCAUUGAAGCUUCAUAUUUGGUGGCCCUCAGAAUCGCCAGAGCUAUAAAACAUUACACCAUUGCUGAGGAUUUACUGUUGCCGGCAGCCAAAGACAUUGUUCAAGUUAUGAUCGGAGACAAAUUUGUUACGAAAUUGAGUGCUAUUUCCUUACCUAAUGACACUGUCCACAAAAGAAUAGAUGACAUGUCUGCUGAUACUCUUGAUCAGGUAAUCCAGGAAAUUAAAUCUGCUCCACUUCCAAUAUUUAGUAUCCAGCUUGAUGAAGCUACAGACAUUGCAAACCGUUCAUAUUUACUGGUUUAUGCCAGAUAUAUUAAUGAUGGCGACUUUAAAGAUGCGUUUCUUUUUUGCAAACUUCUUGAGAUGACAACUAUUGCACAUGAUGUAUUUGACACAGUUGGUUCAUUUCUGAAAGAGCAUAAGAUCUCUUGGGAAAAGGUUUGUGGUAUUUGCACAGAUGGUGCUCCAGCUAUGCUAGGAUGUCAAUCUGAAUUUCAACAUUUGGUACUGAAUAAGUCACCAAAAGUCACUGUAUGA
Messenger RNA from Centruroides sculpturatus (bark scorpion), 825 nucleotides. RefSeq names its product zinc finger BED domain-containing protein 5-like. NCBI's taxonomy places the organism in Eukaryota, Metazoa, Arthropoda, Arachnida, Scorpiones, Buthidae. The transcript has a single exon. The coding region runs from base 1 to 825 and encodes 274 amino acids. The record is from RefSeq and is a predicted model, not a curated record.